GUGUUCACAAUCAUAACACUAGAGCCUAGAGUUUGUGCCUCUAAUCAGCUCGACAACAAUGGCGUUUGCGUCUCGUUCUGCGAUCCGCAAAGCAACCAAUUUCUCCGAUUAUCUUCUGCGAUCUUUCUCCACUUCCACUAAAUCCGCUCACCAUAACAAUCACCAGCAAACGCACAAAUACUUGGAGGCGAACGCCUUCGUUGGCAGCUGGGAGGCGCCGAAAGAUCCCAAGGAAGCGCAGGCCAGGCUCGCUCUGCUUCGUAGGGAUUACGCCAAGAAGGUGAAGCAGGUGCGGAAGAAUUACAUUCAGGAGGUCGAGCUCUUGAGACUCGAAAAGCAGCGUAAGGACGAAGCCAAGAGAGAGGCGCUUAGAGUGGUCAAUGAGGAACGUAAGAAGCUUAAAGCCGAAGCUGCGAAAGCCCGAGCCGAAGAGCGUAAGGUUGCCGACGAAGAGUUCCGACAGACUUUGAUGAAAGAACGAGCCGAGAAGCUCGAGCAUUGGAGAAUGAUGGAAAAGACGAGGGAAGAAAAGAAGAACGAAAAGAACGAGCUAAUAAGACGCCAGAGUCCCAUGUGGAUUGAUGAGAAGAAGUUGGAAGAGAAGCUCUUAGACGCCAUUGUUAAUACCACCCCUCUCUGAGUUUUAUUUCCGAGUUUUAUUUAGAGAAUUACUCUUACAUUGAAUUUUUGCAUAACCAAGUUUUUGUUCACUUUAGUUGGGUUAAGUAUUUGAACUUAAUGGAAUGUUAGUUCAAACUACACCUCUAAUUUGUGAUGAAAGCAGUUGACAUCUCGAAUAAAAUGGAGUUUUUUAA
Molecule: messenger RNA, 815 nt
Organism: Cucurbita moschata (crookneck pumpkin)
Lineage: Eukaryota; Viridiplantae; Streptophyta; Magnoliopsida; Cucurbitales; Cucurbitaceae
Product: UPF0329 protein ECU05_1680/ECU11_0050-like
Exons: 2
Coding region: 59-640 (193 amino acids)
Source: RefSeq, a predicted model, not a curated record